AUGAACAUACCUGUCGGGUCUCGAUGCUUAGGUGGAUCAAGGCGAUUUUCCUCCGCUUCUAUGGUGGGUGGCCGGAGUUCUGCUUCUCCAUGCCAGUCGUAUGGAAGACCAUGUGGGACUGGUGGCUACUCCAGCAUGAGUCUGAAUAAUUUUGGUGGGGGAAGCCAAAGAAUCUCUUACAGCCAAGGCUAUGGAGGACAAAUCUAUGGAGGAGUUGGUGGACAGCGCAUGGGAAUGGGUGGGCAGGUGAUGGGAAUGGGGGGUCUUGGUUAUGGUGGAGGGUUUGGUGGAGGUUAUGGGGGCGCUGAGUGCCAGAGUGGAUUUGGAGGAUAUGCUAGAAUGGGCAGCAUGACUAGCACCAGAAGCGAAGGGAUCCGUGGGGUCUCUAUUGACGAGCGCCUCUUGAAGCCACUUUCUCUUGGAGUUGAUCCCGAGGAGCAUAAAGCACGGACCCACGAGAAAGAAGAGAUGAAAACCUUGAACAACCAGUUUGCUUGCUUCAUUGAUAAGGUUCGAUCCCUGGAGCAGCAAAACAAAGUUCUUGCUACUAAGUGGGAACUCCUGAAUCAGUAUGUUCAACCUACUCGGAAGAACCUCGAAGCCUACUAUGAGAAUUUCAUUGGCUCACUUAAGAAACAACUGGAAUGUCUCCUAAGUGAAAGAGAAAAACUGGAACACGAGCAGAAGAACAUGCAGGAACUAGUUGAGGAAUAUAGGUCUAGGUAUGAAGAUGAGGUUAAUAGGCGUACAACAGCAGAGAAUGACUUUGUGCUGCUGAAAAAGGAUGUUGACUGUGUCUUCCUCACUAAAGAAGAGCUGGAAUCGAAAGUUGAUGUUUUAGCCCAAGAAUUGGAAACUCUAAGGUGUAUCUUUGCAGAGGAAUUAACUCAGUUCAACCACCAAAUCUGUGACACUUCUGUGGUUCUGAAAAUGGACAAUACACGUGACCUGGAUAUGGACCUCAUCCUUAAAAACGUAGAAGCCUGGUAUCAGAAUAUUGCUCACACCAGCAAGCAAGAAGCUGAAGCUUUUUACCACAGCAAGAUUGCAGAAAUUCAGAACAAUCGAGGCAAAUUCAACGAAGAACUAAAAAACAACCAGCAUGAGAUUGCAGAGCUCAACAGGAUGGUCCAGAGGCUGCAAAUGGAUAGUGAUAAUGCAAAGAAGCAGGUUGCCAGUCUUCAGUCAGCCAUUUGUGACUCUGAGCAACGUGGUGACAUUGCCCUAAAAGAUGCUCGAACUAAGCAUGUUGAGCUGCAGACAGCCUACCAGCAGUCGAAAGAUAAACUGGCAUGCCUGCUCCGUGAUUACCAGGAGCUGCUAAAUACCAAGCUGGCUCUAGAUAUUGAAAUUGCUACCUAUAAGGCACUGCUGGAAGGAGAGGAGAGCAGGAUUUACACAGGCAACCCUGUCAGUGUUGCAAUGGUUAGUGGAGGCUACCCAGUGGGUGAGUGCUCCCCUGGAAUGGGAGUCGGAGUGGCCUAUGGUGCUGCAGCAGGAAGAGGCAUGGAACACAAUCAUGGGAACUUCAACGGCAUGGGAGAAGGCUUCACUAAUGGGAGUGCACCUUGUGUCCACACUAUGGGCCCCAGGAAUACAGGAGGCUCAGGCGGCAUGGCAGCUGGAGUCAAUCAUGGGAUGGUCCACGGGGCUGGGUUGGGAGCUGCAGGAGGGGUUAGUGCCAGCAGUGGUGGCUACACAGGCAAUGUUACCACCAAGCAUGUAAUGACCUCUGGAGGUGGCAGACAUAACUCAGGUCUUUCUGCAGAUGGAAACUGUGCAAAUAGUCACCAUGGUGGAAUACACUAUAGUGUAGGAGCCACCUGUGUUUCUGGAGGGUCUGCCAUGGGAAUGCAUAGUCCUGGAGCUGGAGGCAUUUCCGGAGCUGUGUUCGGGGCUCCCCGUGCUGAGAGCAGCUCUGGGCUUAGAAAUGUCCAAGUCACAUCAGUCAGUUCUUCAGUCCGAAAAUUUAUGUACUAAAUCCCAGGCGCUGGGAAGAAGGAACUUCAUGUGGAGACAGAUGCAUGAAUCAUUAAAUUCAUGGCUGGGAACAGCCAUGCUCUAGAUUAAGACCAUAUUGAGGGUUUGGGGUGUGCCAGGAGCCAGGAGCCAGACUCGGGUAUUGGGCCAUGGCCAUGGCAAAUGAAUGGGUGGGGCUGGCUCAUAGCAAAUUCAGAAUCAAUCCUCUCAAAGGGAAAAAUCAGAACCACUCCAUUUCUGCCAUUCCUUUCCUCCCCCAGAACCAACCCUGAUUAAUUGCUCAAUUUUAGAGACCAGCUAAAUGGCUGAAAAGGGUGAAAUAAUGAUGAAUAGGCUCUGGGGGGCAUGCCUAGGCCUCUGGGAUUUCACAGGGCCUCUGGAUUACCCACCCCAUGGGAAAGAAACAGCCAGACCUUAUAUUUAUUUGAGAUAGCUUACUGUAGAUUGCUUCAGCACGUAAUGGCCAGGGUUUUCUGUCUUUAAGACUCUUCAAGCAGUCUCCAACCAUGUAUGAUCCUUUUCCCUCCAUCUAGCCUGGGAAUAUUUUAUUUUUUGCCUGUCUUUGAAUUCGGGAUUUUAUUUUAGUUUUUGAUUUUCCUUUUUGCCCUUGGUGCCUAGCAAAUCAUUUCAGAAAGGGAAGCCACAUAUUAACUGUCCAAGAUGGGAUUGCAAAUAACAUUUCUUUCCCCUGCCUCUCCCCUCCCCUGUGUCAAGAUUUACUCUAUCCACAUUUUAACACUGAUCUCUUCUCUUGACUUCUUUGCACCCAUUUUCACACUGGAAUACUUGCUUUGAUAUAUUUUUCUUCCCUGUUACAACUGGACUUGCAAUUAGACUGGGGAUGGGGAUCACGUUCAUUUUCCCACUUGUUAAAAACCUCUUUUUAAAAAAAAUUGUAUGCUGAGUUCAGAAUUGAAAUUAUGAAAUGUUGGGAUGAAGAGAGUGAUGCGUGUAGGCUGUCUACUUUUGCAUUCAGAUGUUACUUGGUAAAAGCCAAGUUUCUAUCAAAAAAGAUUAGUAGAAAUUUGAAUCCAAAUAACACGUUAGAAGGUUUCUUCAUUGUAGUGUGAAAUUCUGUUGCAUCUUUUUAAUUAAGUGUGCUUUGCCAUAGUUCAAUGCAUGCAUUACUAUUCUGAUUAAGGAUUAGUUGCAAAGGACAUACCGGUAUAUCUUUAAUAUCUACAUUGUUGCUAUAUUUUGCUCCUUGUUAAGCACUCCACGCUUCCUUCUAUAUUUUCAAUAAAUUGCAUGCAUGCACUUGG
Messenger RNA from Ahaetulla prasina, 3242 nucleotides. RefSeq names its product keratin, type II cytoskeletal 4-like. Gene Ontology annotation, molecular function: structural constituent of skin epidermis. The record is from RefSeq and is a predicted model, not a curated record. Gene Ontology annotation, cellular component: keratin filament. The transcript has 9 exons. Lineage: Eukaryota; Metazoa; Chordata; Lepidosauria; Squamata; Colubridae. Bases 1 to 1980 code for a protein of 659 amino acids. Gene Ontology annotation, biological process: keratinization; intermediate filament organization.